AGCUUCUAAUGCACACUGUGAGAAGCUCACGGGGAGGAGCCGUACACCAAUGCAAGACUGAAGGGGAGGAGCCGGUACACUUGUGCAAGACUGAAGGGGAGGAGCCGGUACACCUGUGCAAGACUGAAGGGGAGAAGCCGGUACACAUGUGCAAGACUGAAGGGGAGGAGCCGGUACACAUGUGCAAGACUGAAGGGGAGGAGACGGUACGCCUGUGCAAGACUGAAGGGGAGGAGGCGGUACGCCUGUGCAAGACUGGAGGGGAGGAGCCGGUACGCCUGUGCAAAACUGGAGGGGAGGAGCCGGUACGCCUGUGCAAAACUGAAGGGGAGGAGCCGGUACGCCUGUGCAAGACUGAAGGGGAGGAGCCGGUACGCCUGUGCAAGACUGAAGGAGAGGAGCCGGUACACCUGUGCAAGACUGAAGGGGAGGAGGCGGUACGCCUGUGCAAGACUGAAGGGGAGGAGCCGGUGUGCCUGUGCAAGACUGAAGGGGAGGAGCCGGUACGCCUGUGCAAGACU
Staurois parvus is the source of this 521-nucleotide messenger RNA. Lineage: Eukaryota; Metazoa; Chordata; Amphibia; Anura; Ranidae. The record is from the annotation of a GenBank genome assembly.